CAAAAUUACAAACCCUACACGCUCCUCUCUCUCCCCCCUGUCUCUCUCUAGAUCCAGCAGCUCUGCCUCGGACGGUGGCGCGUGAGGCUUUUUAACAGCGCGUGAAGGCUUUAAAGGCGCGUGAUUGUGCGGAUUCCGCUGACUCAUUUCCUUUACGACCGGCAUUGGGAAUUUCAUGCCGGAGGUUAGCAGGAGUCUCACCAGACGACCGUGAUUUUGCGCGUCCAUGGCGUCCGCCGUCUUAGCCAACCGUAACGAACCGAACUGGCCGCAGCACAGAGGCGGUGGAGCAGGAUUCAUGGGAAAAGUACCUUACCCUAACCCUAACUCUAACCCUAAAUUCGGUAACAACAAGAGGACUCAAUCGCCGUCGGACGAUGCUUCCUCUAUCAACCGGAGAUCCAACGACGCCGUCAACCACCAUUCGCAAUACGUGACCUUCAACGUCGCCUCGUACACCAAGAAGGACCUGAACGAGCUCAAGAACCGUCUCGUUUCUGAACUUGAACAGAUUCGCCAACUCAAGAUUCGAAUUGAGUCCGGUGAUUUUCAACCCAGGCCGAGCACCAACGGCGGUGGUCCCCCCAAGAAACCGUCGAGCAAGAAGGUUUCCGGGAACAAGCGACCCUUGCCGAUGAAAGAAUUGAAGCGGUCCCAAUCGGAAGUUGGGAACAUGAUGAAGGGUUGUGCGCAGGUUUUGCAGAAGCUGAUGAAACACAAAUUCGGUUGGAUCUUCAACGUUCCAGUCGAUGUCGUGGGUAUGGGUCUUCACGAUUACUAUGAUAUAAUUAAGAAACCGAUGGAUCUGGGUACCGUGAAGUCGAAUCUCGCCAAGAAUGUGUAUGCGACUCAGUCAGAAUUUGCGUCCGAUGUGCGGUUGACGUUCAACAACGCAUUGACCUACAAUCCCAAGGGUCACGACGUAUACGCCAUGGCGGAGCAGCUUCUGGCGAGGUUUGAGGAGCUUUAUAGGCCGGUGCAUGAGAGAUUUGAAGAUCGCUCUUUUGAUGAUGAAUUGCAGGCUAGUUCGUGGAACCAUGUAGAGCCAGAGAGGGUCAAGAAGAAGGAGAAUCCGAUCCCUCCGCCCAAAUUGAUAGAGCCACCUCCUGACCCUGCGAGUUCUUCGAACCCGCCGUUGCUGCAGUCUCCUGUGCGCACUCCGUCUCCAAUGCGUGCGCCUCCUGUGAAGCCCUUGAAGCAGCCCAAGCCAAAGGCGAAGGACCCAAAUAAGAGGGAAAUGAGCCUUGAGGAGAAGCACAAGUUGGGAAUUGGGUUGCAGAGUUUGCCGCCAGAGAAAAUGGAACAGGUAGUGCAGAUCAUAAGGAAGAGAAAUGGGCAUUUGAAGCAGGAUGGGGAUGAGAUCGAGCUUGAUAUUGAGGCUGUUGACACAGAGACCCUUUGGGAACUUGAUCGAUUGGUGACAAAUUGGAAAAAGAUGGUGAGCAAGAUUAAGCGACAGGCACUAUUGGUCAAUAAUAAUAUGGCUUCUAACAAAGGCAAUGGGGAAUUAUCUGAUAGGGAGAUAGUUGAUACAGCAGCACCAGCUGAGGUGAAGAAGCCGAAGAAAAUAGAAGCUGGUGAUGAGGAUGUCGACAUUGGGGACGACAUGCCAAUGAGCAAUUUCCCCCCUGUGGAGAUUGAGAAAGACAAAGAUGUGGUUGGAGGAGCCAAUGCAAGUAGUAGUUCUAGUAGCUCGAGCAGUUCUAGCAGUGGUUCCUCAUCAUCUAGUGAUUCUGAUUCAGGGAGUUCGUCAGGGAGUGAUUCUGAAGCGGACAAUGGACACUUGUAGCAGCAGGGCAGGGCUUUCCCUGAGGAACUAAUGGUCAGCAAGAGCAAUGCUGGUUAGCGGAUGAAGAAAUGUUUGCUUCAUUGGCUUUCCCUGAGGGUAGUGCUUGAAUGCAUGGGCGAGGGGUUGUGGAAAUUGAUUGUUGGUUUCAGUGUGGGAGUGCAGCUAAUUGGAUUGUGGACUCCGAGCGCCUGCUCCUGGAUUUGAUUAUAAGAAUGAUUCCUUAAACCGAAGGGUUUGGAAGAUAAUCGAAACAAUUUGUAGGCCAGAAAAUAGUGAGAUUUGGUGAAAAAUCUUUAGUGGAUAGAGAUGGUUCGAGGGUUAGGAAGAGAGAACCGAUAGAAUUAGUGUUUUUUGUGUUUUUACCUUGUACACAUUACCACCACAGUAAAUAGAGGGAUCAUCCUCCUUGGAGUAGGCAUUUUUGUGGAUCUGCAAUUAAUUUGUUGGGAUGAAGACCAACUUUUCCAUUUUGUAUGUAUCAUGGAGAUGCAUGACCGUAUUAAACCAACCAAAGAAUGUGAAUAAAAAUAAAUAAACCUUCAAAAGAAGGAUCAUUUAGAAUAUGAAAGGGAAAUAUUAUUCUUAUGCAACAUAAGAUAACACUCUUUCUUACACAUUCAUUGAUUUUCAUGUAGUUUAAUUUUUAUUUUUUUAUUUUUUAUAAAUGAGUGGACCUCACCCAUGAUUGUCUCUAUGGUAGUCUCUAUGGUAGGAGAGAACUUCUCUCCUACAACAUAAGAUUAAUAAAGCCCAAUAUGAAAUGUGAAUUGGCAUUAUUAAUCUCAAAUUUCUCUAGAGAAUCGUGCUUGUAAAGAUA
Messenger RNA from Gastrolobium bilobum, 2606 nucleotides. Its product is annotated as transcription factor GTE7-like. The transcript is spliced from 4 exons. Gene Ontology annotation, molecular function: protein binding. The record is from RefSeq and is a predicted model, not a curated record. Bases 227 to 1789 code for a protein of 520 amino acids. Lineage: Eukaryota; Viridiplantae; Streptophyta; Magnoliopsida; Fabales; Fabaceae.